Molecule: messenger RNA, 1131 nt
Organism: Plasmodium relictum
Lineage: Eukaryota; Apicomplexa; Aconoidasida; Haemosporida; Plasmodiidae
Product: conserved Plasmodium protein, unknown function
Exons: 4
Coding region: 1-1131 (376 amino acids)
Source: RefSeq, a predicted model, not a curated record
AUGAGUUUAGCAGAAAAAUUAAAUGAAAGAAAACGUAACGCAGAAGUAGUAUAUGAAGGAUUUGGAAAAAUUAAUCAAGAAGUAAAAUUGGGGAAGAGAAGAUCGAUUAAGAAAAAUGAAGUAGAAGAAGAAAUAUCAAAAAAAUUACCUUUCUUUAUGAGAAGAAAAGAAAGAAUAAAUGAAAAGUAUGAUUUUAUGAUGAACAUAAGUGAAGAUGAUGUUGAUGUACAAGAAACUGCUAAUAUUUUACAUUCUUAUCUAAAUAUAAGCGAAUAUAUUGGAAUAAGAUUGUCUUUAUUAUAUAAAACAAAACAGUAUUAUUUAUUUAAAAACUAUUUGAUAGCAAUAAAAGAUGUUCUCGAAGGUUUCCGUGUACUAAAAGUUACAAGAAAUGGAACACUCCGAAAAAAAAAAUUGAAUUUCAAUUGUUAUCAUAUGAGCAUAGUAGGUAGUUGGACUAGGAAAAUAUUAUUAUAUGAUGAAAUAAUAGAUAUAAGUAUUGGUAGUAGCUGCACACCUGAAUUACGUAUUUACGAAAGUAAGUUCAGAGAUAAUGAGAAAAGAACACAUUAUGUAGUCCUCAGAACAAAAUAUAGAGACUAUAGCUUUUUGUUUUUAAUGGAUGAUGAAAUUUCAAAAAGAGAUAAGAAUUUAUCAGUGCUAGGAACAUUUAAAAAAUUAUUAAAAAAUAAGGGCACUAUAGAUAAAAAAAAAAAUUCUGUAAAUACAAGUAAUAAUUCAGAAAUGAAGGAUAGUAUUAUAGGUAAUAAUGCAGAAAAUUUUGAAGAAACAAUAAAGAAAAUAGAUGAAAAUUAUAAAAAAAAAAUUAAUAUUAAAAAUAUUACUACAAAUAAUAAAAUAAAUGAGGAAAAAAAUAAUAAUUUGUAUAGCUUUAAGGAUUUUUUAUUGACAAUUCUAAAAAGUUUAAAAGGAGAAGAAGUGAAUAUGGAAAAUGAAAAAAUGAAGGCUAUAUGUAAGCCAAGUAACAAGAUUUAUUUUGAUAAAUAUAACUUUGAUAACAAAAAAAUUAAUUCUUUUUUUCUUUUUUGCCAAAUACAAUUAGACGUAUGCGGCCCCGAAGUUUGGUUUACCUCCAAAUUUAAUGAUAUUAUUUUCACAUAUAAUAAUUAG